Cucumis sativus (cucumber) is the source of this 2138-nucleotide messenger RNA. Its product is annotated as 3-ketoacyl-CoA synthase 4. The transcript has a single exon. NCBI's taxonomy places the organism in Eukaryota, Viridiplantae, Streptophyta, Magnoliopsida, Cucurbitales, Cucurbitaceae. Gene Ontology annotation, cellular component: membrane. Gene Ontology annotation, biological process: fatty acid biosynthetic process. The record is from RefSeq and is a predicted model, not a curated record. The coding region runs from base 199 to 1743 and encodes 514 amino acids. Gene Ontology annotation, molecular function: acyltransferase activity, transferring groups other than amino-acyl groups.
UUGUAUUUUAACUGUCAAAAAACGCCACCACUGCUUCAACCAAAAAAUAAAAAGCAAAAAGGAAAGAGAAAUAUUUCCACUCUCUCCCUUCCAUUGAAAUUCCUUCCGCAUCGGAUUCUUCUUCAUUUUCCGUUUUCAUUUCCACAGAUUUUGCUUUCUCUGAUAUCACUCGCCGGAAAAUCCUCCGCCGCUCCCCCCAUGGACCGAGGCGGCCCAACCCCUGUUCCCACCAGUGGCUCCGGUACUGGUGCCCUUCGGAUCCAACAUUCCACAAGAUUGCCUGAUUUUCUUCAAAGCGUCAAUCUCAAGUACGUCAAAUUAGGGUACCACUACUUGAUUUCUAAUCUAUUAACCUUAUGUAUUGUCCCUUUAAUUGCCGUUACCCUAAUCGAGGUUUCUCAAAUGAAUCUCGAUGAUGUUCGUCACCUUUGGUUUCAUCUCCAGUACAAUUUGGUCAGCGUCAUCAUUUGUUCCACCGUCAUGGUUUUCGGUUUGACGGUUUAUACUAUGACUCGUCCUCGUCCUGUUUAUCUUGUUGAUUAUUCCUGUUAUCGCCCUGCCGAUGACCUUAAGGCUCCAUUUCAUCGAUUCAUGGAGCAUUCCAGGCUAACAGGGGACUUUGACGAUUCCUCCCUCGAGUUCCAGCGUAAAAUUUUGGAGCGCUCUGGACUUGGUGAGGAAACUUAUGUUCCUGAAGCUAUGCAUUGUAUUCCUCCUACCCCUUCCAUGGCUGCCGCUAGAGAGGAGGCCGAACAGGUCAUGUUUGGUGCUUUGGACAAAUUGUUCGCUAGUACUAAUGUCAAACCUAAGGAUAUUGGUAUUCUUGUUGUUAAUUGUAGCUUGUUUAACCCAACCCCUUCACUAUCUGCUAUGAUUGUUAACAAGUAUAAAUUGAGGGGUAAUAUAAGGAGCUUUAAUUUGGGUGGAAUGGGUUGUAGUGCUGGGGUUAUUGCAGUUGACCUUGCUAAGGAUAUGUUGCAAGUUCAUAGAAACACUUUAGCUGUUGUUGUCAGUACUGAAAACAUUACUCAGAAUUGGUAUUUUGGGAAUAAGAAGUCUAUGUUGAUUCCUAAUUGCCUGUUUCGAGUUGGGGGUUCUGCUGUUUUACUGUCCAACAAGUCCGCAGAUAGGAGACGAGCCAAGUAUAGGCUUAUUCACAUUGUGCGGACCCAUCGUGGAGCUGACGAUAAGGCUUUUCGAUGUGUCUAUCAAGAGCAGGACGACGUUGGUAAGACGGGUGUAUCACUGUCCAAAGAUCUGAUGGCAAUUGCUGGUGGAGCUUUGAAAACAAACAUAACUACUUUGGGUCCGCUUGUACUCCCAAUCAGCGAGCAACUUUUGUUCUUUGCGACACUAUUGGUGAAGAAAUUCUUUAAUGGAAAUGUGAAGCCUUAUAUCCCUGACUUCAAACUUGCAUUUGAUCAUUUCUGUAUACACGCUGGAGGAAGGGCUGUGAUUGAUGAAUUGGAAAAGAAUUUGCAGCUUUUGCCUAUUCACGUCGAGGCUUCCCGGAUGACGCUUCACCGAUUUGGAAAUACUUCAUCGAGCUCCAUUUGGUAUGAAUUGGCAUAUACAGAGGCUAAAGGGAGGAUGCAUAAAGGCAACCGAGUGUGGCAGAUUGCAUUUGGAAGUGGUUUCAAAUGUAACAGUGCUGUGUGGGAAGCGCUGAGGAACGUGAGGCCAUCUCAAUCAAGUCCAUGGGAAGACUGCAUUGACAAUUAUCCUGUUAAGUUAGUUGCUUAGUUCCAUAACAUGGUUUGGAAAAUCGGUUUUUGACUGUUCUUGGUUUUGCUCUCUGCUCCUGAUGGUUUUCCUUUAUUUGCUUAUAUAGUUUGCAUCUAGGAACAUAAAUUGAGUCAUGAGUUUUCUUCUAGAGUUUUUUCAGUUUGCAUCAAGUUAUUUAUUAUGUCAAAGAUUUCUUCAGUUACAUUAUCUGAUGCUUGUACGUCUGAGUUAGAGAAAUUCUCAAUGGCUCAGGUCAGAGAAAAAAAAAAAAAAAAAAAAAAAAAACCUUCUCUCUUAUUGCUAUAACUCUUUGAGAUGAAAUUUGUUCCAGCUCAACUCGAACACAUUCUUCCAGUUUCUAUUUGAUUUUACCUCUCAACCCAAUGAAUUUGCUUUUGAGCUUUUUGUUCUGA